Messenger RNA from Nylanderia fulva, 2544 nucleotides. The record is from RefSeq and is a predicted model, not a curated record. Lineage: Eukaryota; Metazoa; Arthropoda; Insecta; Hymenoptera; Formicidae.
AUAAUACGCCAAACCGAGUUCACAUGAAAGUUGAUCUUAAAUCGAUCGGCGGGUCGGUAGUGCGAAUCGGAAGUGCUAUUAGUAGCCUUGGGGAUAAAACAUCUGAUCUUCGGGCUGGCGGUAGUGCGCGCAUAUAUGUGUGUGCGAUGUACUUAAUUCGCUUUAAUUAACGAAGAGCGAUCGAUCACUUUUUCAUGUAUCGUCAUCGGCCGCAGAAGACGAGUCCUGAGGAUCUGCCUUGGUCGGGGUCUGAUAAGAUCGGCGCGUGACAACGUUAAUUAUAAAUAUAAUAAGGCUCGUAAAAUCGGUCACGCUUGUUAUGCGCUGGUCGCGAUAUAUCGUCGGUCCGGUUCCGAAUUGUCGUAACCUUGAUACACCGUAUUAUCAUUCGCGCGAUCGCAAAUCGGCGUCGAGAUCUCUCUCUCUCGGAGGAGGAGGUGUCCGAAUCUCGUCGAAGGAAGAACAGCUAGUGCGCUAACCUAGAAGAAGAUGCGGGCAUCUUCCGCGAACGCGCUUCCGCUCCUGGGGAUCCUUCAUAUGUUUUACUGGCUGCUCGAUCUGGUCGCGGCUACCGGAGGGGCCCUCGAUUCCACCCCGACCUUUCAGACCGCGAGUGCCACCGGCACUCCACAUUCCAAGAUAAUCGCCUUCUCCGCGAGCCUCACCGAUGGUCUGGCCCAGGCGGUGGCCCACGAGUCGUCCACUAUGGAUACCUGCAACGACGACUUGGCUUGCAUCACUAUGGCUUCUCAUGAUCGACUGGGCUUAGAAGCUAUUAAGUCUCUUCACAGUCAACUGGAUGACGAUGCCAAUGGAAAUGUUGAUCUGUCAGAAUCGGACGAUUUUUUAAGAGAAGAAUUGCAGUACGAAGCUGGUUAUGAACGAAGACAGAGAGCUUUUCAUCAUAAUGAUGAUAUGCAUAUCAGUGUACGAGAGCUCUGGGAAGCUUGGUUACGAUCUGAAGUUCAUAACUGGACAAUAGAACAAACAUCAGAAUGGUUAACUUCCAAUGUUGAGCUUCCUCAAUAUGUUCCUAGUUUCAUACAGCAUCGUGUGACUGGUGCUACGCUUCCUCGAUUAGCUGUGAACAAUAUGCAUUAUCUUAAUAAUGUUCUGGGCAUUAAAGAUCCUAUUCACAAACAAAAAAUUGCCUUAAAAGCGAUGGAUGUUGUUUUGUUUGGUCCUCCUAAAGAUACAGGACAUAGUGUCAAAGACUUAGUAUUAGUUACAUUGUUAUUUGGAGCACUUAUUGGAUGCUGGUACGCAUAUCAACAAAAGAAAAAUUCCCAAAAGCAUCUUCAUAGAAUGAUGAAAGACAUGGAAAGCUUACACAAGGCAGAACUUGCCUUGGAAAAUUUACAGAAAGAGCUAGAGAGAGCAAGAAUGGAACAGGAAAGUGCGGCGACUGAAAAACAAAAUUUGGAAAAACGUUUGCAAGAUGAAAGUUUGGGAUUACAUACUUCAUAUUCGGAUCUUGAAGUAUCGCAACUAAAGGCGGAAAUCGAAAUGCUGAAGCUGGAAUUACAACGAGCAGAGGGUGAACUUGAAGAUAGAUGUUGGUCGCCACCAGCUGGACUGCAGCAUUGGCUACAAUUAACUCAUGAAAUUGAGAACAAAGCGUAUACUAAUAAGAAGAUAGCAGCUGAAAAACAGCUUCAACAAGCACGAGAAGCGUGUGAGAAAUUACGAAAGAAACGUUCCAGUUUGGUGGGUGCCUUUGUUUCGACUCAUGGAAAAUCCAUCGACGAAGUUGAUAAGAGUAUAGUUGAGGCAAGAACUGCCCUGAAUGAAGUAACGAAUGAAUUGAAAGAGAGAGUACACCGUUGGAAACAAAUUGAAUUGCUUUGUGGUUUUAAUAUAAUUAAUAAUAAUGGAUUAAGUUAUUUAGAGAGUUUGUACAGAGGGACACCUAAUGGUAGAGGUCUUGGAUUAAGAGGACGACUUAGUAGUCAGGAUGAUUUAGAUGAUGAGGCAAGUUCACUGUACACACCGUCAUCGGUCAGCGCAGUCGCAGGUAUUUUGGAGAACUCUGCGUGGAAGGAGUCAUCGGUACCACCCGCUGGUCGAUUUGGCAGCGAGCUCUCGGACUCGUCGAGCAGCGAAACCGAGAAGGAACCUUCAGCCGGGGUAGUCCACUUCGUGGUGGGUGACGGACCCGAAGAGCCAGCCGUAGGGAAGGUCGUUGGCGCCUCCUCGCCCAAAGAGAAAUCCAGUAUCACGCGGUCCUACAGCCAGGAUACGAACGUGCUGAACGAGGAGAGGGCUUCCUCGAUCCUUCCGCCAAAGACGUCGUACUCGGAAAAUUCCCUGGACGUCUCGGACAGGUCCUACCGUCCUACGUCGAUGAGCGUGAAGAAGCCCCUUCGCGAGUUACCUACGGUGAUGUCGGUCGACGACGAGACGCUCUCGACCGACUCUAAUUCAACAGCCGACAACGACGAGCUUAAACGGAGACGCAGGAAGCUACACUUUCCGGCUUUCAGGAAGAACAAGGCUAAAGUUACGUGAUGUCCGCUAGUCACAUAAUAUAUAUAUAUAUAUAUA